Messenger RNA from Mauremys mutica (yellowpond turtle), 2246 nucleotides. Its product is annotated as cytochrome P450 2G1-like. Bases 299 to 1783 code for a protein of 494 amino acids. Gene Ontology annotation, molecular function: heme binding; iron ion binding; oxidoreductase activity, acting on paired donors, with incorporation or reduction of molecular oxygen, reduced flavin or flavoprotein as one donor, and incorporation of one atom of oxygen. Lineage: Eukaryota; Metazoa; Chordata; Testudines; Geoemydidae. The transcript is spliced from 9 exons. Gene Ontology annotation, cellular component: cytoplasm; intracellular membrane-bounded organelle. The record is from RefSeq and is a predicted model, not a curated record. Gene Ontology annotation, biological process: xenobiotic metabolic process.
CUGGGCUUAAACAAGCAAACAGAACAGCCCCGAGGCCCUGGAUCCCAGAAGAGCUUUGACACAGGAUGUUUUCCAAUCCCCUCGUGAUUCCAAAGGCGUUAAAAAGGCCAGUGCCCCAGUGACUGGCUGGCAAAACCGCCCCCGGACUGUCAAUUUCCGAGUUGCGCCCAGCUCUGGGGAACACGGACACAGCCCACAUCAGGUGAACUAGAUCAUCCUUGCCAGGUGCCACGAGAUUCAGAUCCUGGAACCUACGUCUGACGCUCCGGCUGCUCCUGGCCCACGGGUGGCUGGCGCGAUGGAGCUGGGGGGAGCAGCCACUCUUGUCCUGGCUGCUGGUGUUCUGUGCCUGGCUCUCCUCUGGGACUGGAAACGGCAGCAGGAAAGCAGCAAAUUUCCCCCCGGACCGACGCCUCUGCCGCUUCUGGGCAACGUGCUGCAGCUGAGCGGGGGGGACCUGUUCACCUCGCUGAUGGCGCUGCGGGAGAAGUACGGCCCGGUGUUCUCGGUGCUCCUGGGCUCCCGGCGGGUGGUGGUGCUGUGCGGGCACGAGGCGGUGAAGGAGGCCCUGGUGGAUCACGCCGAGGAGUUCAGCGGCCGAGGAGGCAUGCCCACGUUGGACAGGAUCUUCCACGGUUAUGGGGUCAUCUUAGCGAACGGCGAGCGGUGGAAGCAGCUCCGCCAGUUCUCUCUCGCCACCCUGCGGAGUCUGGGGAUGGGGAAAAGCAGCCUCCAAGAAAGGAUCACGGAGGAAGCUCGGUGUCUGGUGGAGGAGAUCAGGAAGACCAACGGUUCUCCCUUCGACCCCAGCCGCCCCCUCAGCCACACCGUCGGCAAUGUGAUCUCCUCCAUCGCCUUCGGGCUCCGCUUCGACCACCAGGACCAGACCUUCCUGAGCUUACUCGACGUCAUCCAGAGCCUCUUCCUGGAGCUGACCAGCCCCUGGACGCAGCUCUACGAGAUGUUUCCAGGCAUCAUGCGCUUCGUACCCGGCCCCCACAACCGGAUUCUUCAGCACGUCGAGGUGCUGCACAACUUCGUCACCGAGCGGGUGCAGAGGAACCAGAAGACCUUGGAUCCUGGCUCUCCCCGGGAUUACAUUGACGCCUUCCUCAUCAAGAUGGAAGAGGAAAAGCAAAAUCCACAGAGUGAAUUCCACACAAAGAACCUGACGCUGAGCGUAGUCCACUUGUUUUUCGGUGGGACGGAGAUGGUGAGCGCCACCUUGCGAUAUGGGUUCCUGCUCCUGAUGAAGUACCCAGAGGUACAAGAAAAGGUGCAUCAGGAAAUCGAUGGUGUCAUCGGCCGGAACCGCAGCCCCGCUGCUGAGGACCGAAGCCGGAUGCCCUACACCCACGCCGUGAUACACGAGAUCCAGCGAUUCAGCAACAUCAUCCCGCUGGGGAUUCCACAUGCAGUGAUCCGAGACACUCAGUUCCGCGGGUACAUGCUCCCCAAGGGAACAGAUGUUUUCUGCGUGCUGGGCUCCGCCCUCCGGGACCCCAGACACUUCAGCGACCCAGAACGCUUCGACCCUGGGAAUUUCUUGGAUGAGAAUGGCGGCUUUAAGAAGAACCAGGCUUUUGUGGCUUUUUCCUCAGGGAAGCGGGUGUGUCUGGGUGAGGGUCUGGCCCGCAUGGAGCUCUUCCUGGUCUUUACCUCCGUCCUGCAGCGGUUCACCUUGCAGUCGCCCAUCGACCCCCAGGACAUUGACCUCACCCCAAAAGCGAGUGGGUUUUGGAACAUACCUCCUGAGUACAGGGUCUGUGCCCUCCCACGCUGAGGAGUCGUCAGCGGACAUGCCAGGAGAGCAGUUCCUGAUCGUGAAACAAACAGGGUAAGCGUGUGAUGGCCCCAAGGCUGGACCUGUGUCAAUGAGGAAGCUUUUCCAUGGUACAAUCUCAUUUGCAGGUCUUGACGCUGCACAUUCCUGGACAAGUUACCGCAGGCGUUCACUCAUGUUUUUUCUUUUUAAUGCCAAGAUAUCCCUGAAGCCAUGUACAGUUCUGGUAUGGAGAGAGCCCUCGGAUGGGGAAUGUUCAUGGCUUAGUGGUUGACGCGCAGGACUCGGGGCAUGACUCGGGGGGUUCUGUUCUCACCUUUGAAAGAGUGUGGUCUAGUGGUUAUAGCAAGCACCUGGUAGUCAGGAUGCCUGGGUUCCAUUCCUGGCUUAGGUGGUGGGGCUCGGGAGUGUGGCUUAUUAGAGGAGAGGAUUGGGACGUUGUGAUCAUGAGAGUCUGUAGGAU